AUGGCUGCACCUUUCAUUCUGCUGGUUAUGUGCUGGGCGUUUAAAUUGAGUUGCAGUGCGAGUUCACCUGAAUGGUUCCAGAACAUUUCUACCAGCCUCUUCAAUUUGUCUGGGGACAUCAUGCUCGGAGGGCUCUUUCCCAUUAACCAGCUCACCAGCAACCUCAGCCAGAGGACGGAGCCUAACGACAUCAGCUGUGACAGUUUAAAUGAGUACGGACUGGGCCUCGCUCUAGUAAUGAAAUUUGCAGUGGAUGAGAUCAACGCAAACCAAUCCCUGCUCCCUGGCUUCAAGUUGGGUUAUCAAAUCUAUGACACAUGCAGUGAACCUUCCAUCAUUGUGAAGCCUACCAUUGCUUUACUCACUGGAAAAUCUAACAAAGCACUAUCUGUGGAGUGUAAUUACACCAACUAUGAGACUGAAAUGGUAGCAGUGAUUGGUCCUCAAAGCUCAGAAUUGGUGUCAGUCAUAGGAAAACUCCUGGGAUUCUUUCUGAUGCCACAGGUUAGCUUUGGUGCCACCAGUGCGGCAUUCAGUGACAAUCUUCUCUACCCAUCAUUCUACCGUACGGUACCCAGCGACAAUCAGCAAGUGGACGCCAUGGUGCUUCUGCUGAAGACGUUUGAAUGGAACUGGGUGGCAGUGGUUGCCAGUGAUGAGGAGUAUGGGCAACAAGGUGUGCAGGGAUUCUCCAAAUCAGCAGAAAACAGUUCUAUUUGUGUGGCGUAUCAGGGGCUGAUUCCAGUAUACACUGACCCUGGACCAGCGGUCAAAACCAUCAUCGACAACAUCAUAGCAACCAAAGUCAGAGUGAUAGUGGUUUUUUCUCUCCCACAGCAAGCUGAGGCCUUUUUAAAAGAGGUUAUCAGGAGGAAUGUAACAGGUGUGUGGAUUGCCAGCACAAGCUGGGCCCUCAGUCAGCAAUUGACUUCUCUUCCCAAUAUUGAAACGAUCGGUACAAUAAUUGCAUUCACUGUCAAGACACAGACCGUGGAUUUGCUCCCUGCCUACACAGAGGAGCUCUUCAUUAAACUGAGUGAGGAGAAGAUGUCCCCUCCAGCACCACAGUCUGGCAAUCCUGUCGAUCCCUGCCCACAGUGUUGGAACUUGUCAUCUGCUAAUAUCAGCUUGGUGACAAACCCUGCAGUGAAGCGCACAGCUUUCAGUGUGUAUGCUGCCAUCUACGCUGUGGCACAGGCACUGCACAACAUGCUGGGAUGCAAUUCAACUGCCUGUAUGCAGGGAUCUGAAACCAAAAUCUAUCCCUGGAAGCUGUUGAAGGUUUUAGGGAACACUUCUGUGGAAUUAAAUGGCACACUUUUAAAAUUUGACAGUAACGGCAACCCAAACAUAGGAUACAACGUGGUUCAGUGGGUCUGGGAUGACUCAGGUUUCAACUUGAUGGAUGUUGGAAGCUUUGAUGAAAAACUGUCCAUCAACAAGUCCCUCUUCAAAUGGCACACCACAAACUCAAAGGCUCCUGAGUCCACCUGUUCAGCAAACUGUGGAAGAGGCCAGGUCCGCAGGGUCAAAGGUUUCCAUUCUUGCUGUUUCGAUUGUAUUGACUGUCAACCAGGCACUUACCAGGCAAAUGAGGACGACAUCCUCUGCAAGCCGUGCCCAGAGGGUCAAUGGUCUCUGAUCCGCAGCACUAAUUGCACUAAACCCACCUUUGACAUUUUGUCCUGGGACACACCCGAGGCUCUGGAAAUGAUGCUGGCUGGGGUGCUGCUGCUGAUAUGUCAGGGGUCAGUGGUUGUCGUGUUCCUGAAACACAGAGGGACCCUAUUGGUAAAGGCAUCGGGGGGAGCCCUGACUUUUGUGGCUCUGCUAAGCCUGAUGGGAGCUUGCCUCAGUCUUCUGCUCUUCUUGGGCCAGCCAGGGGAUGUGGGGUGUCGUCUUCAGCUGCCCCUCACCUCCAUUUUCCAAACAGUGGCCCUCUCUAUUAUCUUGUUCAUCUCACUACAGAUAUUCUACAUGUCAGAGUUCCCAAAGAUGGCCACCUCUCACCUUCACAUACUAAGAGGCCCUGGAAGCUGGCUGUUUGUGCUUGGCUGCUGUGCUGUGCAAGCAUGUAUCUGUGGCUGGUUUGUUCAGCAAGGACCCUCUCUGUCUGACUAUGUGGCAAAUAUGACAAUAGACUUUGUGAGCUCAUUUCUGGCAUGUCCAGUGUUACCCUUGGCUGGAUUUGCCUUAAUGCAAGGAUUCAACGGUGCAAUGGCGAUUAUAUCAUUUAUGUGCACCUUCAUGGCAGCAAAGCCUCUUCAUCAGUAUAACCUUGCCAGGGACAUCACCUUUUCCUCCCUGAUCUACAGUGUGAUUUGGGUGACCUUUAUUCCAAUCUAUAUAGGCAUGAAUUACAAGAACAGGUCUAUUGUCCAUGUUUUUUUCACCCUGGCAAGCAAUUUGGGACUGGUGUCAGCCUACUACUUCCCAAAAUGCUACUUGCUGUUGAGGAAACCUGAGCUCAAUACAGCAGCCCACUUCUGUACCUUCCUAGAGGGCGCACCACCAACACCAGCUCAGGAAGAACCACAGCCACAGCAAGAGUCAGGGCAAUAAACUAAAGUGCAGUUAUAUGACAAAAAACUCAAAGAAAGAAAGUACUGUAUUUUUUUAAAAUGUACAUGCUUUGUAUGUGAUCAAAUAUUGUUUGUGAAUUUAAUUAAAAUAAUUAGCUUAGGCCUAUGGUAUAGGCUACAGACAUACUGUCCAUGGCCUACAUGGCUUUCCUUGGGGCCAGGGAUUUUUUAAAUCUUUGCUCCGCCCAUCCUAGUUAUUUCAGACCAAUCAAAUGAUUGUAUCAUGUA
Messenger RNA from Micropterus dolomieu (smallmouth bass), 2810 nucleotides. Its product is annotated as taste receptor type 1 member 3. Gene Ontology annotation, biological process: sensory perception of sweet taste; sensory perception of umami taste; G protein-coupled receptor signaling pathway. The record is from RefSeq and is a predicted model, not a curated record. Lineage: Eukaryota; Metazoa; Chordata; Actinopteri; Centrarchiformes; Centrarchidae. The transcript has 8 exons. The coding region runs from base 1 to 2562 and encodes 853 amino acids. Gene Ontology annotation, cellular component: membrane. Gene Ontology annotation, molecular function: G protein-coupled receptor activity.